Myripristis murdjan (pinecone soldierfish) is the source of this 3831-nucleotide messenger RNA. RefSeq names its product collectin sub-family member 12 (gene colec12). The record is from RefSeq and is a predicted model, not a curated record. The transcript has 10 exons. The coding region runs from base 447 to 2768 and encodes 773 amino acids. NCBI's taxonomy places the organism in Eukaryota, Metazoa, Chordata, Actinopteri, Holocentriformes, Holocentridae.
UCCUCAACUUCUUUGAGUUUGUCCGCUUUCGGCUGCGGGUGCCAGUGUGCCGUGCAGGACGGAGAUACACCCUCACCUCAGCACUUUUUCGAAUUACCAGAGAAAUAGGAGCAUCCCUCGGUUUUUGCAGUUGCUGCAGCGCCAAGGUUCCUGCUCAGCGCUCAGCGCAACUUCCACCAAAGUUUAGUCCUCCUCCCCCGCAGCAUCUGACGUGCAGCAUUGUAGUUACCUGCGCUGACAAGGAGGUCGUCCCCAGCGGUAACAGUUACUGAUGGAGCUCUGAACUUUUUUUCCCCCCUUUUUAUUCCUGAGGGCAGUGGAUAUUGGGAUACUCGGUGAUCUAAGGUGCAGCGGCGCUCAAGGGAUGUUUUGAGCAAAUGCCAUUGCAAUGCUGUGGAUGUGACUUCAAACGACAGCUUCGCAACGGUAGAGUCCUGUAAAACACAAUGAAAGACGACUUUGCUGAUGAGGAGGAGGUGCAGUCCUUUGGCUAUAAGAGGUUUGGGAUCCAGGAGGGCACGGAGUGCACCAAGUGUAAAAAUGACUGGGCACUGAGGGCGGCCAUUGCACUGCUCUAUGUGCUGUGUGCCCUGCUCACCAUAGCAGUGGCUGUGCUUGGAUACAAAGUGGUUCAGAGAAUGGACAAUGUGACAGAGGGCAUGCAGAACUACGGAGGCAAGAUCACUGCUGUGGAGACAGACUUAAAGAAACUAGAUGAUCAGGCAGGGGAGAAGUCAGAUAAUGCCACCAGUGAAAUCCAGACCUUCAAGUCAGACCUCCAGACAUUACAGAACCAACUUAAUGACGUUGCCCUGAGGGCCACUGGCAACCGGGCUACGCUGGAUGAACUUAAGAUAACAGGAGAGGACAUGCAAAAUGGCCACGUCUCAUUGCAGAGCAUUCUGGACAGCAAUGCCGCCUCACUGCGUGGGGUCAACCGGACCCUGACCUCCUACAGCAGCAUGAUCGAUGACCUUCAGACAGACACUGCACGACUCCAGUCAGAGCUCCAGGGCCAGGUUAGGGUGCAGGGUCAAUCCCAGGUGAGCAUCAAUGCCCUGAACAUCACACAGGCCCAGCAGCGCAGUCUGCUCAGCAGCCUUCAGAAGACGGUGGAGGAUGCAGGCCAGGCUGUGCAAAAGCUGAAAAAUGACUAUCAGGGUCUGCAACAGACAGCCAGACAGGCACAGGCUGACACAGACUGGCUAAAGGAGAAGGUCCAGAACCUCCAGGUGCUGGCAGCCAAUAACUCAGCUUUAGCCCGGGCCAAUGGGGAUACUUUGGAAGACAUGGCAGCACAGCUGACCUCGCUGACCAACCAAAUCCAGAACGCUUCAGCCCUCACUGAAGGACAUGACCAGAACCUGCGAGAGCUGAUGGACCACCAGCGUGACCAUGAUAAUACCACCUCGGUCAAGUUUGAUGAAAUGGAAGCGCGGUUAGACAGACAUGAGAGCGACAUGGACCGGGUGACUGGAAAUGUGAGCUUUGCCUCACAGCUCCUUGGUGCCAUCAGCUCUGACCUGAAUGGCCUGAGGUCCUGCGCUGAGACAGUGAUGCGCCACUCAGACCUGCUGCUGGGACUGAAUGGGAGCGUUGCAGAGGCCAAGGCAGAUAGCAAUGAGCUGCGUGCCCAGCAGGAUGAACUGGCAGCUAGGCUGGACAGAGAGGUCAGCAACCUGUCUAUCAUCAUGGAGGAGAUGAAGCUGGUGGACAGCAAGCACUCACAGCUUAUCACAAACUUCACCAUCCUGAAGGGUCCUCCAGGUCCAAGGGGGCCUAGAGGUGACAAGGGACCCCAGGGCCCAGUGGGAGCACCAGGACAAAAAGGUGAUAAAGGGGACAAAGGGGUUCCAGGAGUGCCAGGAGCUAAAGGAGACAGGGGGGCUGCGGGACCCCCAGGGGGUGUAGGUCCUAAGGGUUUACCUGGGGCUCGUGGCAUCCCAGGGCCUAAAGGUUCCAGAGGAUCUGGAGGUCGGCCUGGGCCCCCUGGUGAGAAGGGUGAGCCUGGGGUCCCAGGGCUCCCUGGCAGGGAUGGACAGCCAGGGCCGCAGGGAGCACAAGGACCACAGGGUCCCAGAGGACUAGCAGGGGCUCCGGGGUUGGACGGGCCUCGUGGGCCUGUUGGACCCAUCGGCCCACCCGGUCCUCCAGGGCUACCGGGGCUCCCUGCGCCACCCCCACCACCCCCACAACCCCCACAACCCCCACAAUCUCCAAAACCUCCACAACCUCCUCAACCUGCUCAGCCCCCACAACGCCCAAAACCACCUCCGCCAAAACCAGCUCAAGAGCCACAGGCCUCUGUGUCUCGGCAGGUUCAGCUUCCUGUUGCCACCACCCCAGUGCCUGGCUGCCCACCCCAGUGGAGAGGGUUCGGAGACAGCUGCUACUACUUCUCCUCGGGUUCUCAGAGAUUCAAUUUCGAUGAGACCAACGAUUUUUGUACCAACAUGACAUCUUCUAUGCUCAUUAUCAACAACAAUGAGGAACAGCAAUGGGUGAGAAGACAGAUUGCAGGAAAAGGCUACUUCUGGCUGGGCCUGACUGACAGGGAGGAGGAAAAUGUCUGGAAGUGGGUCGAUGGAACCAUACCCACUUUCACGAAGUGGAAACCUGGCCAGCCUGAUAACUGGGCCCAUGGCCACGAAGAGGGUGAGGACUGCGCUGGUCUUAUCCACGAAGCUAACUGGAAUGAUUUCUUCUGCACUGACCGCAUCGGCUUCAUCUGUGAACGGACCUCUGACUUGAAAGUUCCAGUUUUAUAGCAUCCAUCAAUGAAAAUGUGACCUGUCUCUGGGAAAAGCUGGAGAGGAAGAGAUGCUAUGAAAAAAUGAAGGACAUGAGGAGGAGCUCUAGAUUACUAGAGGACUCUGAUAAAGCACCUCCCAGCCUGGUCUAGCAUCACUGAGACUAGGAUUGGUCUUUAUAUCACUGUCACAAAGGCACCACAGUAUGGUGCCCAGACAGAGAAUGCACAAAGCCACCCCACUGUUGUAUUGAUACCGUAUUUGUACUGAUGGAAGCAUAAGAUAGUUUUUUAAUCAGGCUAUGCCAAAUCAUUCUUUGCUGCAGCCACUGUUGUACAGUUGUUUGUGUAAAUAAUAUUUCACAAAAGACAGUGUUGGUUGGGAUAGAAUUUCAUAUCUUGAUCUUAUUGUUUUACCUGUUGCCUGUCUCCUCGGUUUUUGACACUACAAUCUCCAUAUCAGAGAAUUAUCUUGUUAAUAAAGUGGUAUUAUUUUUAUACUAUCACAGAUGAAGUUCACAGAUUCAGCACUAUGUUCAGAAAUAAGCUCUAGAAAAAUAUGUCACAGUAACACGUCUCCCAUCUCUUAAAAAAAAUAAAAAUAAUAAUGCAACUCCAAAGCUAUGAGGCAAAGCUAGUGCAAAUUUGUCACAAAAUAAAAUCAACAUUUUUUAUUUUCUUUUCUAUUUGAGAUUAGACGCUCAAAGUGAGCAAUGCUGCUGUUUUAUGGUGAAAGGACAGUAUUCCUUAGACUUUAGACUACCAGUACAAAGCUUAUAUAAGCCAUACAUUAACAAUAUGUAAUUUUUGUGAUGUAGCCAUCAUAAGGUGAUUUGUUCAUUACGCCAAAUACAAUAUGUAAAAGAUUUUACAGUUUUAUAUUUUGCAUAGAUUUAAUCAAUUGUUAUUGCUGAUUGUAUGAUUGACCUUUGUAAACCAAUUCAUAUUAUCAUUCACAUGGCACAGAGGUUUGAGGUAGGUUUUUAAUCCACCUCAAGGCUCCUCAUGCCUCCUGUAAAUUGCCAGGUUUCCUAUGGAUCAGGCCAGAUCACUUAUAACAAUAAAGUGGGAAGAAAACGGUG